Cinara cedri is the source of this 361-nucleotide messenger RNA. The record is from the annotation of a GenBank genome assembly. NCBI's taxonomy places the organism in Eukaryota, Metazoa, Arthropoda, Insecta, Hemiptera, Aphididae.
AUGGACUACCACAAGUCUAGAGUUCCCAUAUGGCAUGCAGAAACUCAAAGCGAAUUAGUUGAGUACCUAUGCACGAGACGCUGGGAACAGUCAAAAAUCCGUAAUAGAGACCUGAUCAAAGAACCAUUUAAAAAAGUCCCUGGCUGGGAUAGCACAAGGGCUAUAUGGACAACGCUUAAUCGAAUAAGAUCAGAACAAGGAAGAUGCAACUACCUACUUCACAAAUGGGGGAAUGGUAGACUCUCCACUUUGCGAAUGUGGAGAAAUGCAGACAAUCAAACAUAUGGUUGAGUUGUAUCCCAUUACAAUGUUCAAAGAAGGAUUAACAAAACUACACGAGGGUGGCCCAACACAGCUAUAA